AUGCCCGUGGAUCCUACCAGCCAGAUUGAAAUCACUAACACUGAUGAUCUCAUGUAUUCUACCGAGCUCGCCCUUAGAUCCAAUCUCGCUUUGACUCUCUUAUUGUGCCAGGAGAAAGCAUCCAUAUUCAUAUUUGCGAUUCUAUUCUCAAUGCGUGGGAUAAGCCCUGUUAACACUCCCACAGAUGGUAGAAGUUCUGUCCCAUAUGCAGUCAGUCCUGUGAGUUCUAUACGCCAUCAUAAUGUCCUUGAUGCAGGACAAGCAUAUAGCUUCCAGAACGCAGAGAGCGGUUCCAUGGUGCAAUAUGGAGGGGCUCAGAAACGAGACACGGGCGUUGUAGAGAUCGAGGGCAUACAGUAUUCGUAUGAUAUGGACUCACGCGAGAGACUCAAGGUGCGCAACAUGCUUGAGAGACAGAAAAAGGCCGGCAAGACCAGCGUUGAGAUUGGAAAAUAUCUCCUCCAGACGUAUAAUAAUCGGGACCAAGGACUUGGAGGUAUAGUGACGUACCUGUUUGGCAACGGGCAUCCGUACGUUAGCAUCACUGCUAUUGUUAUGAAGGCUGUUGGCUUGAAUCCGCCGGUCCAGAAGGGCUAUAGAGCAGAGUCGGCUUAUGCUACUCCAGCGCCUUCCCGCCCGUCUCCAAAUAGCCAUGCGUUGUUGAAGUAUGAGGCUAGCAGCCGGGCUGGUACCCCUGCGCAAGGCACAGUUAACCUAAAUUACGUCUUUGAAGACGGUGAAGAGCCGCCUUUUUUACGACCGGCUACGCUCGAGCGUAUCCAGCGGGGAUAUUUCGAUCCAAAGCUUGACUGGGGGAGGAAUUAG
Trichophyton rubrum CBS 118892 is the source of this 825-nucleotide messenger RNA. RefSeq lists its product as uncharacterized. The transcript has 2 exons. Lineage: Eukaryota; Fungi; Ascomycota; Eurotiomycetes; Onygenales; Arthrodermataceae. Bases 1 to 825 code for a protein of 274 amino acids. The record is from RefSeq and is a predicted model, not a curated record.